AGUCGUCGGGUAUCUUACAAAUCGUAUACACAACACAUUUGAAUGUGGAAACGAAAAGUGCAUUUCGGUGAAUCGGUUAUAUGUCUGUAGGAGAGUACACGACCACGGCCACGACGACGACGACGACAAUAAGCGACGAACAACGCUUUAGUUAUGAAUUUGCUGUGAUGUGAAGUGUGCGUAUUUGCCAUCGAACGAUCGCGCCAUGAAACUGAAACAUAAAACAACAGAAUGUUGUGUGUGAGACAAAAGCAACGGAGUGAAGAAAAAAUAAAGCAGCAACAACACAACGAGAGAGAAGCAUAACAAAAGACUACAAAAUAGUUUUAUUAUUUUUUGUGAAUUGUGCUGACUGACGGCAAGAAUUCCAAUUGAUGAAAAUAGAGUGAGAAUAUUUGAUGGGGAAAUAAAAAAGAAGAAGAAGAAAAUUAUUUAAUUUGAAUGCGAAAAGAAAUUGAAUUUUUUGCUCUGUGUGUGCGUUUUUUCUUCUCUUUUGGGAAUUUAUUUGUGCAAAAAGUGAGAAGAAAACGCACUGAGUGAGGUGAAUAGUUCGUAAUAAUAAAAAAAGAGUAAGAAUAGAAAUUUAAUUUGGAAUAAAAGUAGUGAUAGUGCGUCGCGGUGAUGGUGCACUCGAGCAAGCGAAGCGCACAGACUCUCGAUACACAAACAAUCAUCUGUGUUGCGCUUCGCCAUUAAUGGAUUAGCAGCAGCACCACCGACAGCAAUCGCAACAACAGUGAAAUAGAAACAUUUACGGAUUUUUGUCCUACGACAACUACACCAUCGCAAAUCCAAGAGUUCACCUGACGCAGCCGAGAGGAAUCGACAAAUUGCGAAUCGGUAUUGUCAAAUCCGUUCCGAACCAGACGAAGACAUCGCCCGUUGAAUUAGGAGAAGGACGAACACUUGAUCCAUACAAAAUGGUGUAUUGAACAACCGAUUGCAAUUUAUUUGCAAACAAACAUCAACAAACACCAAUAACAUCCAAGAACAGUUGAUUUCUUCAAUAAAAAAGAGCACAGACAGCACCCAACUUGCUAUAUUCAUUUGCACUUCACCUUUUGAACAGAGGUGUACGUAAAUCGAACUUUAGAAAAGUGAUCCCAACGAGUGGACGAUCUCUCGUAGCGAAAUUGAAACCAAUUUCCAAACCGACGAGACACACUCUAAACACACAUAUUGUUCAACUCGAGCAGUUUGAACUGAAAUUGAAUCUGGUCUUUUUUUAAGAGAAGAAUUUUCUUAACGACGUUGCCAAUAUAAAAAAGGAGAAACACACUGAAUUAACACAAAAAUGGAAACUUCAAUGACUGAUAAGCAAACCCUUUCAACUAGUCCAAUGAAACAGUCAGUAUCAAUGAUAUCGCUUCCGCCACCAACAUCAGGUGGACGCGAUCAUGAUGUCAGUGAUUCAUCAAUCGCUGCUAAAGUCCUCAUCGAACGGCCAUACAACAGUCUCAAGAAAGAGCGAAAUCCGGAGAAAGAUCGAUCAGAUUGGCGCAGUUCUUGGGGCAGCAACCAGAGUUUCGUUGGAAAGGAUGACUUCUGGUUGGCAUUGCAAUCAAAUUACAACUUCAUCAUGGACACAAAUCUGAUCGAUAGCUGCCGUGAAGCGCGUGGAGAACUGGAACGCAACUAUUCAACCGAAACCAGUCAUACAGACCAAAAGAAGAUAAACGGGGGAAAGCAGUCCGAUGAUUACAUUGUUGAUUUGAAGCGUUUGAGACUUUGGUUGCGUGAAAUGGAAAAGCAACUGGCUCAAUUUCCUACAAUUUCUGAUGCCAUAAAAAUGAAAGACUUUGAACUAGAAAGAUUACAGAAAAAGAACGAGGAAUUAUAUCGUAUAAUUGCGAAGCAUGCAAAAUUAAUUGGCGCAUGUACACGAUCAUUGUCGCGACAACGGGACUCAAGUGAAACGCCGACAUCGUUGAUUACACAGAACAAUACAGACGAUUUAAAAUCCGAACUUGAAAAUAAGCAGCAACAGCAACUGCCACACGACGACGAUAAUUGCUUUUCAUCAUUGGAAACGCACACUACGCGACGCAGCCACAGCAGCAGCAAUUCCAAUAGUGAAUGCAAUCUUCGAGCGCUUGAACGACGCUAUCAUUCAUUGUAUUUGAAAUCAUUUGAAAUUUCUGUGCUGUUCGAAAAUUUGCUGAAAAACGACGAUUUACAGAAUUCAGCGUCUCAUUCUUCAUCGUCCGAGGUCGAUGAGGGUCCGGCAGCCAAAUUAGCACGAUUCACUAAUGAUUUGAUUGCCGAGAAUCAUCAACGGAGAUCGAUCAACCCGAACCAAUCGAAACGAAAAUUAUACGAAUCAACUGACGGAAACGCAUCUGAUGAUGAUGAUGAUUGCCGAUUUCCGAGCUACUUCGAUAAAACAGUAAUCAAUGUGCAAACGAAUGGUUUUGAUGCUGAUUCAGAAGGAAGCGACAGUGAAUUAAUACCCAAGAUGAACAACAUGGUUGAAGAACUAUCAGCAAACACAUCAACAGACAAUAACGACAACCCCUUGAAUGCAUCGAACAAAUCAGAAGGAAUGAUGCAAAAUAAAACCAACGAUUUGUAUGGAACGAAAUCGGCUUCGUUGCCACCGACACCAAGCAAACAAAUGGCAGGCGUCAAACGUCAGCGAAAAGUCGAUGCAACGAAAUUCAAUCGAUCGAAUCGUGAAUCGAAAAAUUGCGGAACAUUUUAUUUCAAACAUUCAGACACCGAACCAGAAACUGGCAGCAUCAAGCACAACGAUUGGUCGUCACAAGAUGCAACCAGCGAAGUUUGUUCGGAAGAAGAAUGGGAAUAUUCGAAGGGCAGCGAUGUCAAUGGUAACACAUCAAACGGCCAUGAAGAUUCCGUGGAUAAUGAACAUUUGGCCGAUUUAUCGAUUCAAGUGAAUGUCAAUGACACCGCUUUGUUCGAUACCGUUGAUAGUCCAUUCGCCGAUAAACAGGUAUGUGAAAAUGAGAAAUUGGAGCAACAAAUACAGUCAACUCCUGUGUCAGUUGCCAGCAAAUCAUCUGUCGAAAGGAAAAUUUAUAAGGAAAUCGCAAAGGCUUAUUCAAAAGAAAGCAUUCAACAAUUGGUGAUGGGUGCUGAAAAUUUGGUGCGUGAUGAACUCUCGAAAACGCCCGUUCGCAGCCGUCGUCAAUCGGCCGAUGCACAAAUUUCCGCGCGAAAAACCGUUCACUCGUUGAACAGCUCAAAAUUCAAGCGUGUUGAGCAUUGGCUCCAGAAUCAAAGCCAGUCGAAACCAACAUUAAUGGUGCCAACGUCCAACACUGAUGGCGAAGCUUCAUGCGAAUACACCACCGAAUCUGAUGCUCGAGACUCGGAUGGUUCUGAAGGUUUGGCUGAUUCCGUGGCAACGACAUGUUUGCAAGCAAACGGAAACAAAUCGCAGUGUACAUCAACCGAGGUGAUCGCAAGUUCGAUCGAUUUGGUGAAAGAAUCACCAGAAAGUUGUCCAUCGAGCAAAGUUGUACCACGUGCCAAUCGCCGUAAUUCAGAGCGUCCAGUAUCAGUCUCUUGCAUAUCUCAGCUCACGAAGCAAAUUCCGACAAACUGUUCAUCCGAUGAUGCCAAUAAUCAAGGCCUAGCCAAUCACUCGAUCAGCGAAUCAGCAUUGCACACGCUAAACAUUGGUUCGCAAUCGAGUUUGCGCAUGAAGAGCUCCGACAGUAAGAAUUCGUUGAAGAAACGUCGCAUGCGCUUGAAGAAGAAACAACGCAGCGAAUCCGGUUCAAAUGCUUCAGAAGCAAGUGCCGACAAUCGCCGUGGUAGCUACAAUUGUCUGAUGAAAUCAGAAUCAUUCUCAAGCAAUGUGGUGAUCAAAGAAACACAAACGAUUACCGUUGAGAGUGUCGCCGUUGAAGCGGACAAUGAAGAAGAAAUCACAUUGCCGAAACCGAAUUUCCAACUUGGCGCAUGCACAACAAACAUGUUCAAUUCGACGCAUUUGGGCAAUUUGGCACCACUUGCCUUCUACAAUUUGGAUGGAAAUGCCAACAAUCGCGAAUUGAGCUUCACUGGCACCGAAGACAACAGCAACGUAUCCGAACAGAUCGAUCAAGUUUGGGAUGAUUACCAGGAGAAAUACUUGUCUGAGGCGUACUCAGAAGGGCGCGAUUCGGAUGCAGCACGAAAAUUGCUUGAAUUCGGCGAUGAUUAUCGAAAUUUUAUUGAUUCACAAUCGGAUUGUUGCUCAUCGUUGUCUGCUGCCAACAAUUUGGAUUCUAUGUCGCCUCCAAGAGGUCGGAAACCAAUUGGCAACGUGCAAGUGAUCAACAAAUCGGCCAGCAAAUCACCGUCCGACGAAGAUAAUGCCAUGCGAAAACGACGAGCCUUCGAAAUUGAAUGGCGUCGCCGAACACAUGCUGAAAGUCAUCGCAAACCGUUUACUGAAGAUCGACGCAAGUUAUCCAACGACACCGUACUAUCGCGCACAUCUCAUAAAUCACAAAAGACUCCGAAGACCAACAUCAGCCGCAAACUGGAAAUGGAAUUCAGCAAAGCAUUUUUCGGCACCGAGCGUCGGCGCAUCAAAUCCAAUGAUAAAGAGAUAUCAUCGUCAUCGUCGGCAGCCAGCAGUGAUGCCGAAGAUGAUUCGCACAUUGAUAUCGUGCUCAAUCAAAGCCGACGCGAUCUUGAAAACACUCAAGCACUCAAAAUUCGCCGACAUCUCUUGCAUUCGGAAGACUAUACCGAAAUAAUUGCCACGUGCAGCGAGAAUAUGCGGUGCUUGAAAGCGGUCUUGCACAGUCCCGGCGGCUCGAUGCUUUCCACGCGCCGACACGAAUUGAUCCGAGAGUUGCUUUCGUCUUGGGAAAGUUUGUUGCAUUGGAGCGAAAACGAAUCAUUUGUGAAACAAUCGCAAGAGGAGAUGGCCGCACUUGUCGACAAAUUAAAUAAAAUCGGAACAUCGGAAGCGAACCUUGAUACGGAUUCAGCCAUUCAGUUUGCCAUCCAGGAAACAAAGGACGAAAAGGCCCAAUUGCAGACAUAUCGUUCGUCGAUGUUGCGUCUCAAUGCAUCCGUUCACAGUUGGUUGACGCGUCACGAAAAACGUAAACAAAUCGAAACAACAUUGAAUAAAACCACCAUCGAAACGGUCAGCUCAAGUGGAAAUCAAGAUGAAAACGGUAAUUCGGCCGAGGAUUCAACACUUGAAUCGUCUACGAUUACAAUCAAAGAAGUAUCAACGUCAAAUGGUGUUGGCACUUCAAUCGAUGCUGACGAUUGUGCGCUUAAUGAAGAACUUCACAAACAACUGAAAAACGAAGUUGGAAACAUGUACAAGGUUUGGGACGAAGCCGACGAGAGAGUAAAAAAUCGCUUGGAAUCGCUAACCACAUCGUUGAUUGCAUGGAAACAGUUCGAGAACGGAAUCAACGAAUUUAAAGAGGUGCUGGGCAAAGACACAGGUGCAUUGAAACGUUUGACCGGCGCAUUGGAAAUGGGCACUGAUGUGAUUAGCAAUAAUUUGGCGUACGAUGUGAAGGAAGUGGCAAAGCGUCUGUCGGAGAAAAUGGACAAUCAAAAUUCUAUGGCUACAACAACCGCACAACAGACUUUAACAUCACAGAAAUUGAGCCACAUUGGAUCCAUACCGUUCAAUUUACCAUCGAAUGGUUCGUUGUCAGGUUCACUGUCAGACAGUGGCAUUUCGGAUGGUGGUUGCAGUUCAGACUAUGGUCUGUCUGAGCGUGAGCGUCGUCUUGGUGCUCUUCGCCGAUUGGCUAAACAAUUGGAACAAGCCUUGGUUCCGGGAAGUGAAGCGCUCAAUUCGAUCAACCAACGCAUGGAAAUGGCCGAAGCUGAAUUGCGUUCACUUCAAAAAACCUGUCGUGAAUUGAUUAUCCGAACCGCUGCCUCAGCCCAACCGAAUCAAUUGGCAACAGCCAGUCAAAUGAACGCAUCCGCCAUGUCGAAUACAGUUGCUUCGCAUUCGGCAGCAACCAACAUCAUUAAUCAACAGCCAAUCAAUUUCCAAAUUCCAAUCAUUAAUGUGAAAGCGAAAACGGCAAAACGAACAACACCCAACAAACGAAAACAACGAAGACGUACGAAUUCAAGCGGUGCCAAUGGAAUUUUGUUGGUUGCAGCACCACCACAAAAAUUGGAUUUGGCUGCAACGGCUUUUGAUACGAAGACAACUGCUUCCGAACCAGAUCCAGACGAUCCAAAAGACCAAACAAUCGUUGAAGAUGCUGACGAGGAACGAACAUGGAGUUGGCGCUUCGCAAAAUAUGCGGUGCCCGUUCAAUUAGCGUUGAUCGCUCUGUUCUGUGCUGCAUGCUUCAUUGAGCCACACUGUUGUGAUGGCGCCAACAGUUUCGCAUGGAGUCUCUCACCUCAUUUACGUUACAUUCGUGGACCACCACCGGUCUGAAUGAACUAACUCAUCCGUAUCGAUUUUUCAUGAAACAAAACAAACCACUGUCCACUGUGACAAAGGUUUGAACAAUUGUUAACAAAUGAUGAAUAAUCGAUAAAGCAAACUACCGCAAUUCCUUUGAAAGGAGAUUUAUCCAUCAUCCCGGGCCAGCCGAAUGCUACGGCCCAAUAUAUUGCAUAUGUAUGAAUUUGCAUCUGAGUAGUUAAACUGCUUUAUUGAAUGAGUGAAAUUGAAAUAGGUAUCAUUUAGAAGCCAUCGGGCACGCUGUUGUUCACACACACACACACACAGCACCUGAACUAUCGAUGGAGUACACAUACAACAACAAAUUGUUUCUUUUUUCUGCGAAAAAAAAAAACAGAAUGAAACAUCGGUUGGAGAGCCGUUCGUUGAAUCGACCUCUCUCAACCUUAAACACUUAUUGAACUAAUUGCAUUAUGUGAAAUUAUUAAAGCUAGAUUUAUGUAUUCAUUUAUUCUUACAAUUAUUAUCUUUUGUAAUAGUUAAGACUGCUUUUGUUAGCUUAUGAUUUAUUUUUCUUAUGAUUUUUUUUUUCGCUUUCUAAAUGAAUUUCGAAUGAAUACUACUUUUUAUUUUCUUAUUAUUUAUGGAUGAAAAACAAACAAAAAAUUUCGAAGAACACGAUCAAAUUGAAUUUAUAUGUAAAAUAAUGUUUCCUAGAUUUAAGUUUGACAAGAAAAAAGGAUAUCAAAUUGUGGAUCGCGUAAAUUUUGAACGAAAUAAGAUUUUUUUUAAGCGAAAAUAAGUGAAUGUGGUGUUUGGAAAUGCUGAGAGCUUAGUAAAUGUCAUCUAAUAUAGGAAAUAUUAUGUUAAACUAAAUUAGUUUCAGGAUAUUAGAUGGUGGUGGUGAAUUAGUCGUACAAUUUCUUGGUCACUUCGUAUCAUCAAUGCCCAGAAAUAAUAAAUGCUACGCCACUUAUCUGAAGGACGGUACAUACACACACACACACACAUAACAUCAGUUUAUUUUCUAAGCAAAAGAGAAAAAACGAGUGUGAUUCAGCAUGCGUUUAAAAUGAUAAGUUUUGAAAGGUAGUCGGUGUUUGCCUUGAAAGCUAAGUGCCUAACAAUAACUGAUAAUGACAAUGUUAGUCGAUAGCAUACAUUUAAGAGGGAUUUUAUUCGAUAUACACAUGUCUUUAGUUCAUUUCGUUCGCUCGCUAACAGUUCAAUCGGUGAAGGUGCUUCAUAAUGCUUUGCUUCAAAGGAUGCCAAUUGCUUGUUUUACUGCUCUUCGCUACCCUGAAUUUCAAAAAGAAGAAUCAUUUUAAUGCUUGCCCUUCAGUUUUGCAUCAGCAUAAUAGUUUUUAUUGUGGAACAUUUACCGAUAACACUUUUGCUGCUGAAUAUCUUAUGCAUUGGAAUCAAACAUUUUUUUUUUUUUUUGUCGAACAUUUUGAGGAACAUUGAGAAAUAAAUAAAAAUUCUAUUACAUUAAUAGAGGUCUAUUGAAACUUUAUUCAAGUUAAUGCAAUUAUUUUUUUAUAAUAAACUAAAAGUACAAUGGAUGAAUGGAUUUAUUCUCUAAAUGAUUCGAAUUUUCCUACGAAAUUUAAUUUAAAUAGGAUUUUAUUCGAUUAAAUUUAUUCUCUUUCUUGCAAAUCGCAAUUGCAGUGGGAUUCAUUUGAGUUGGAAUAAUUCUAUUUUACUAAUUAUUUUUACAUUUAAUUCGAAACCAGUGGAAAAAAAAUCAAAAAGAACGAAGAAAAACCAAUAAAAAACGGCUAACAGAAAAGAACAACAACAAAAA
Messenger RNA from Sitodiplosis mosellana (orange wheat blossom midge), 8168 nucleotides. It is a transcript of the gene klar, whose product is annotated as klarsicht protein. Gene Ontology annotation, cellular component: membrane. The coding region runs from base 1295 to 6391 and encodes 1698 amino acids. The record is from RefSeq and is a predicted model, not a curated record. NCBI's taxonomy places the organism in Eukaryota, Metazoa, Arthropoda, Insecta, Diptera, Cecidomyiidae. The transcript has 17 exons.